AUGUCAUUCUGAAUGAAUUAACACAUUCUCACGAUUCUUUUCUAUUUUUUAUUUUCAUUUUAACUAUUAACGUUUGCUCCAAUCAUCGUAUAAUUCGAAAAAUAAAAUACAUAUAGUAGCAUUUGAUAUCUUUCUUACUAGCACUAAAGAAUAUGGUGAAGUGGAUUGGGAUUGCACCUCUCUAACUUAAAUAUGUAUGGGGCCGGUGCAGGAGGAAUCGUUUCAUCGACUGUUCCGUAAUUUGAAAGCAGAGGACAAGUAUAAAAAGCAGAGUAAAUAUGCAUGGGGCCGGUGCAGGAGGAAACAACUGCGAUAGAUUACGUGAUGGAAGCUGCUUCUGCACACUUUUCUGGUCUCCGAUUUGAUGGACUUCUCACUUCUGCAUCAUCAUCAUCAUCUUCUCCACGUGCUUUUCCUACACCUACUCCCCUUGAUAACACCCCUAAACAGCCUUUCGUCAUUGGGGUUUCUGGAGGUACCGCAUCAGGAAAGACUACGGUGUGUGACAUGAUCAUCCAACAACUUCAUGAUCAUCGUGUUGUGGGGGUCAAUCAGGAUUCAUUCUACCGGGGCUUGACGGCAGAAGAAAUGACACGUGUCCAUGAGUAUAAUUUUGAUCACCCAGAUGCUUUUGACACUGAGCAGCUCUUAGAGUGCGUUGAGAAGUUAAAAUCUGGGCUGUCGGUCCAAGUUCCAAUAUAUGACUUUAGAACCCAUCAAAGAUGUUCAGAUAGCUUCCGCCAGGUGAAUGCAUCUGACGUUAUCAUCUUGGAGGGUAUUCUUGUUUUCCAUGACGCACGUGUUCGCAAUCUGAUGAGUAUGAAGAUUUUUGUUGAUACAGAUGCUGAUGUGAGGCUUGCUCGUAGAAUAAGACGCGACACAGUGGAGAGGGGUAGAGACAUAAACUCAGUAAUUGAACAGUAUGCGAAGUUUGUCAAACCUGCUUUUGAUGAUUUUGUUCUUCCUUCAAAGAAGUAUGCUGAUGUUAUCAUACCUAGGGGUGGUGAUAAUCAUGUUGCUAUUGAUUUGAUUGUCCAACAUAUUCGCACAAAGCUUGGUCAGCAUGAUCUUUGCAAGAUAUAUCCGAAUGUGUAUGUUAUUCAGUCAACUUUUCAGAUUAGAGGUAUGCAUACAUUAAUUCGAGAUAAAGAAAUUUCAAAGCAUGACUUUGUUUUUUAUUCUGAUCGUCUUAUUCGUCUGGUUGUGGAGCAUGGUCUUGGCCAUUUGCCCUUCACUGAGAAGCAGAUAGUCACUCCAACAGGGUCGGUAUACACUGGUGUUGAUUUUUGCAAAAAGUUGUGUGGGGUAUCAAUUAUUCGAAGUGGUGAAAGUAUGGAAAAUGCACUUCGUGCUUGCUGCAAGGGUAUUAAAAUUGGGAAAAUUCUGAUCCACCGUGAUGGUGACAAUGGGAAACAGCUUAUAUAUGAAAAACUUCCAAAAGACAUAUCAGAGCGGCAUGUCCUGCUCUUGGAUCCGGUACUUGCUACAGGUAAUUCUGCUAACCAGGCAAUUGAACUGCUCAUACAGAAAGGAGUUCCAGAAUCCCACAUUAUUUUCCUAAACCUCAUCUCUGCACCCGAGGGAAUACAUUGUGUCUGCAAACGAUUCCCGUCCUUAAAAAUUGUCACGUCGGAGAUUGAUCUGAUGUUAAAUGAAGAGUUCCGUGUCACACCAGGUUUGGGAGAGUUUGGUGAUCGUUACUUUGGCACUGAUGAUUGAUACUACGCAUUGUGCAAAGAGUCUCAAGAUUGAUGUACUCCAGAAUUGGAACUUUAGCACCCUCGAAAUGGGGAUCUAUGAUCUGUGUCUUCUUCUGGUUUAUUAUCAACUGUUUCAGCACAAGUAUAGAGAACACUCAAUACUGGAAAUUCUUAAUGCUUAUUGGCCGAUGUAAAAUCUAAACGACCGCUUGCUAUACUCAAGCACAUAUUACUAAUGAGACAUGCAUCUCUUUUUAA
This is a messenger RNA of Lycium barbarum (goji berry), 1958 nucleotides long. RefSeq names its product uridine/cytidine kinase UKL1, chloroplastic. The transcript is spliced from 14 exons. Lineage: Eukaryota; Viridiplantae; Streptophyta; Magnoliopsida; Solanales; Solanaceae. The record is from RefSeq and is a predicted model, not a curated record. Gene Ontology annotation, molecular function: kinase activity; ATP binding. The coding region runs from base 283 to 1719 and encodes 478 amino acids. Gene Ontology annotation, cellular component: chloroplast; cytoplasm.